Molecule: messenger RNA, 399 nt
Organism: Didymodactylos carnosus
Lineage: Eukaryota; Metazoa; Rotifera; Eurotatoria; Philodinida; Philodinidae
Source: the annotation of a GenBank genome assembly
AUGCAGAUAUCCCUCUUGUUAAUCAUGAGCGAGACAGCUAUAUUGAGACUUUUAUUGACAAUUCUUUUUGUUAGUUUAAUUCAUGGUCAAGUGACAGCAAAUGCAACAGCAAAUGCCACAGCUAAUGUCACUGUUUCUGCUGUUGGAAUGGUAAAUAUGACAAAUACAACUGCUCAUACUACAGUACAUACUUCUCCUGGAUCAAUGAGAGCAAUGAUACACCAAAAACCAACUGAACAAGUCAUUUCAACAGCUAAAUUAAUGUCAACACCUCGUCCAUCUAUGUUUCAACAGGAUUCUACUGGAGCUCCUAGACCGUGCAUUAAAACUAGUUGGUCAUGUAGUCUCAUUCGUCCAUGUUGCAAAGGUCCAUGUAAACAGUCAAGAAGAUGUCCUUAA